GCUCCACUCUCUAGAGUCUAGACCCCUAGCUUACAUUAAUCUCAGUUCUCACCAUGGAGCAGCAAAACCAAGUAAUCGAGGCGCCGCUCCUGCAACAACAACGAGAAGAUGGCACGUCCGUGCAAGGCGGCGGCGAGGCGGACAGCCACGGUCACCGCCGCGGGAGCAACAAGCUCACGUUCCUUCCGCUCGUUUUCCUCAUCUACUUCGAGGUCGCCGGCGGGGCGUACGGGGCGGAGCUCGCGGUGAAGGCGGCCGGCCCGCUCUUCACGCUCCUGGGCUUCCUCGUCUUCCCGUUCGCGUGGGGCGUCCCGGAGUCGCUGGUGACCGCGGAGCUCGCGGCCGCGCUCCCGGGCAACGGUGGCUUCGUCCUGUGGGCCGACCGCGCCUUCGGCCCGCUAGCCGGCUCGCUCCUCGGCACGUGGAAGUACUUGAGCUGCGUCGUCAACGUCGCGGCGUACCCGGCGCUCAUCGCCGACUACCUCGGCCAUGCCGUGCCCACCGGCGGCGCGGCGCGCACGGGCGCGGUGGCCGGCCUGACGGUGCUGCUGUCGCUGGUGAACUUCACCGGGCUGAGCGUCGUCGGGUGGGGCGCCGUGGCGCUGGGGCUCGUGUCCCUCGCGCCGUCCGUGCUUAUGACGGGGAUGGCGGUGCCCCAGGUGCGCCCGCGGCGGUGGACGGUGACGGUGGAGGGCGGGAGCAGGGACUGGCGGCUCUUCAUGAACACGGUAUUCUGGAACCUCAACUACUGGGACAGCGCCAGCACGAUGGCCGGCGAGGUGGAGCGGCCGGAGCGGACGUUCCCGCGGGCGUUGGCCGUGGCGGUGGUCCUGAUCGCCGCCAGCUACCUGCUGCCGCUCAUGGCCGCGACCGGCGCCACGGACGCGACGCCGGACGCCUGGACGAACGGCUACUUGGCCGAUGCUGCAGGCGUCAUCGGAGGCCCAUGGCUCAAGUUCUGGACCCAGGCCGGCGCGGUGCUGUCGUCCGUCGGCAUGUUCGAGGCCCAGCUGAGCAGCGGCGCGUUCCAGCUGCUGGGCAUGGCGGACCUGGGCCUCCUCCCGGCCGUCUUCGCGCGCCUCCGCACCCCGUGGGUCGCCGUCGCCGUCUCCUCCGCCGUGACCCUGGCCGUGUCCUUCCUGGCGUUCGACGAGGUCGUGGCCACCGCCAACUUCCUCUACAGCCUGGGCACGCUGCUGGAGUUCGCCGCCUUCCUCUGGCUCCGCGCCAGGCAGCCGGACCUGAAGCGGCCGUACCGCGUGCCGCUGUCGUCGCUGCCCGCGCUGGCCGCCAUGUGCGCCGUGCCGUCCGCGUUCCUGGCGUACGUGUGCGCCGUGGCCGGGUGGAGGGUGUUCGCGCUCGCCGGCGCGCUCACGGCGCUCGGCGUCGGCUUGCACGGCUCCAUGAGGCUGUGCAGGGCCAAGAGGUGGCUCAAGUUCGAAGGCCAGCAGCGAGGACAGGGGGGUCAUGCUGCUGCACCUGCACACACGGUUUGAGUCCUAAGUUUGAAGAUUGAACUAUCACGACGCAGGCAGACCAAUCGAUACGAAAAAAACAGGAUGUUGCGUCCUACAUUUCUGAUUCCAAACAUGUAAAAGUGUAAUUCAUCAUGUAAUACAUGCAUACGCUCAUCAGAACUGUCCCAGAUCACGUGCAGAUACAUAUUCGCUUCGUAGUUA
Messenger RNA from Zea mays, 1679 nucleotides. RefSeq names its product cationic amino acid transporter. Gene Ontology annotation, molecular function: transmembrane transporter activity. NCBI's taxonomy places the organism in Eukaryota, Viridiplantae, Streptophyta, Magnoliopsida, Poales, Poaceae. The record is from RefSeq and is marked validated. Gene Ontology annotation, cellular component: membrane. Gene Ontology annotation, biological process: transmembrane transport.